This is a messenger RNA of Fonsecaea erecta, 1518 nucleotides long. RefSeq lists its product as hypothetical. Bases 1 to 1518 code for a protein of 505 amino acids. Gene Ontology annotation, biological process: proteolysis. Gene Ontology annotation, molecular function: aspartic-type endopeptidase activity. The transcript has 2 exons. The record is from RefSeq and is a predicted model, not a curated record. NCBI's taxonomy places the organism in Eukaryota, Fungi, Ascomycota, Eurotiomycetes, Chaetothyriales, Herpotrichiellaceae.
AUGUAUCUUCUUGCCGCAACGGCCAUUGCGGCUCUGACGACCUCGUGCGUCGCCUCACCAGGCUAUCUCAAGCUAGACCUACAGAGGAGGACUCCGUCGGCAGGCAGAUUAGUGCGCAGACAAAAUUCAGAUGGAACGCUGGACACAGUCUUGACACAAAGCACUGAUAAGCUCGAAUACUUGGUGAAUAUCACUGUUGGCACACCUCCACAGGAUCUCGGCGUUACUCUUGACACUGGCUCCUCUGACCUUUGGGUCCCCGCAUCUUCAGCCAAGCUCUGCCAGAAGGGCCAAUGCGACCUGGGUGACUUUGAUACGAGCGCAUCAAGCACUUACAAAGUUGUCGAGCAGAACGGAUUUAACAUUACAUAUGCGGAACCAGGAGACAGCGACGCUGGUGACUGGGCUUCUGACACCAUCACAGUUGGAGGAUCUCCUUCCAUUCAAAAUCAACAGAUCGGAGUAGCAUUUGAACUGUUCGACCAGCAUGGGGUGAUGGGAAUUGGAUUCGAUACCAAUGAAGCCAACAACGACGGCCCGAAUAGCGUCUAUCCCUCAGUCAUGGACAAUCUCAAGUCGUCCGGGGUCAUCCAGCGCAAAGCCUUCAGCUUGUAUUUGAACGACCUGGAAGCAACCACGGGUGCAGUCAUCUUUGGCGGGAUUGAUACAACUAAAUAUUCGGGAGAUCUUGUUGCCCUGCCCCUGCAGCAGGGCCCUGAAGGAAUCGUUUCGGAAUACUAUGUUACCCUGACCAGUGUGUCCUUCACGGAUUCGACGGGUCAAACUACGCAAUUGUCGCCUGACGGGUAUUUUCAGGCUACAUUGCUUGAUUCGGGUACCACCAACACCCUUCUCACCAACGACGUCUUCACUGGCCUAGCCCUCGGACUCGGAGCGGUGGGUGAUCCUUCUGGAGACGCCUAUCUGGUUCCCUGCAGUCUUGUGUCGGCCAAUGGCACCAUUAACUAUUCGUUCGGCGGCAACGACGGCAUCACAAUUCAAGUUCCUCUCUCGCAAGCGGUCGGAGGUCAGGGAUACACAUCAUCGGAAUUCGGCGAUCCGUCAGGAGGUUGUGUAUUAGCUUUGGGGACUCCAUCCGACAGUGGAGGCUUCGCUAUCAUGGGAGACAGUUUCUUGAGAAGCGCCUACGCGGUUUUUGAUAUCGACAACCAGAUGGCGGCGCUUGCCCAAGCCGUGGAAAACGAAGCAAGCACGAGUAACAUCGUCGUUAUUCCGGCGGGAACAACCAUACCGAGCGCGACUGUCACUGCCACGGCAGGUGGAACUCAGCUCACUGAAGUCGUCGCAGAAACAGGUGUUCCACCAGCCAGUAUCGAGAGCUCCACCCUGAUCCUUCCAGGGACGCCAACAUUCAACUUGCUCACCUUUUCGGUGACAGCAACAUCAACGACAACCAUAGAAGGAACUUCGACGCCGGGUGCAGCAAACCAUGCGGCUGUUCCGACCGCGGCUCUGCUGGGACUGGGUCUUGCCGCAGCGGGAAUGAUGGGACUUUGA